AUGAAAUUGCUCUCCGAAUUUUCAUUGCUGAAUAUCGGAAAUCUUAUCUGUUGUCUUGGUUUAUCAUUAAUAGCUCCCUUUUAUCCAACAUAUGCAGAAAAAUUUGAUGUAUCAGGAUCCUUAUUAGGUCUAAUUUUUGGUAUUAAUCCAAUAGGAGGAAUAUUGUCUUCCUUAAUUGUUGGAAAAAUUCUAAAUAAAGUAAGAUUUUGUACUUAUUUAUAUAAAGAACAACCAAGCCAAUAUUUUAUCCUUAGGAAUGCUUAUUCAAUCUAUUGGAAUGUUUUGUUAUCCACUUUUAACAUUUACGACUAAUAGAACAAUAUUUAUUACAAUUUCUUUAUUAGGAAGGUUUAUAAGUGGAUUUGUAAAUAUAUUAUAAAGAUUAUAGGGAGCAUAAACAUUUGUAACCCCGCUUUAUGCCAUUAUUACAUAGAGAUAUGCAGAUUCAAUCAAUUAAAAAAUGGCUACAACAGAAUUUUUUUCCUCAUUUGGUUAUUUAUGUGGUCCAGUAAUCGGAUCAGUCUUAUAUACACUAGGAGGAUUUUCAUUUCCAUUUCUACUUUUUGCUUCCUUUUCUGUUGUCAUAGCCAUAAUAAUUAAAUUACAAUUUGAGAAUUAGGAAAAAAAAGCCAUUAAUGAAAUUAACGAACCUGUCAUCUCUGAUAUAUACGAUAUCGAAAGUCCAUCAACAACACUAUUUUAAAAUGAGGAAACUGAUGCAUCAAUUGGUUAUUAUGACCUUAUCAAAUAUUUCCCCGUAUCAUCAUCAUUAUUUGUGAUGUUAGCAUUAUGUAUCACUUUUACAUUUUAUUAUCCAACUUAUGCAAUUUAUUUUGAAGAGAAUUUUAACAUUCCCCCAGAACAUGUAGGCUUUUACAUGUCUGCAGUUUCAUUAGCCUAUAGUGUUGGAGCAUUGACUGUAUCAAGAAUUACUGUGAAUAAAUCAAAAGCUAUUUUUAUAGGGAUGGUUUUUGUGUCGAUAGCAUAAUUUUUUAUGGGUCCAGAUCCACUAAUGAAUAUCAGUCCCAAGAUUUUCAUAACUGUUAGUGCUUAAGCUACAUUUGGAUUUUUUUCUGCGCCACCUUAUAUUAUGGCUCUCCCUAAAAUUACAGAAGAAUUAUAAGCGAAAUUUCAAAAGUCAGAUCACGAUAAAUGUAACUCCUUAGCAUCUGGUUUAUUUAAUGCGGUGAUAUCAACUGGAGAUUUUUUAGGUCCAGUAUUUUCAGGAGUUUUGGAUGAGUUCUUUUCCUUUCAAAGGUCAUGCAGUUAUUUAGGUUUAUAUUUAGUUGCAACAACUUUUCUAUUUCUUCCAAAUCUAUUUAAUUCCAAGAAAAUUAAGUAAAUUUAAAUUAAAUCUUAUAAAGAAUAUUUAUGA
Molecule: messenger RNA, 1375 nt
Organism: Paramecium octaurelia
Lineage: Eukaryota; Ciliophora; Oligohymenophorea; Peniculida; Parameciidae
Source: the annotation of a GenBank genome assembly